Molecule: messenger RNA, 732 nt
Organism: Cydia strobilella
Lineage: Eukaryota; Metazoa; Arthropoda; Insecta; Lepidoptera; Tortricidae
Exons: 4
Coding region: 1-732 (243 amino acids)
Source: RefSeq, a predicted model, not a curated record
AUGACGAUUCCCGCGUGCCUGCUGAGCAUCGCAUUCGUCGCGAGCUACACUGUCAUCGCCCUCCAGUUCAACAAAGUCGUGAAAGAUAAAAAAAAGCUAAAGGUAGUAAAAGAACUUUUGAGAAUUGUUACAAUAACACCAAUAGAAGUUAAAGCCUUUGGUGGUAUAGAUGUCAACAUGACGCUCAUUCCGACGUGCCUCGCCGUCGUCGGAUGCUACUGUCGUAGCUCUCCAGUUCAACAAUGUCGUAUAAAGCGUGGCGACGUGAGAGCCACGCAACGCGACGACGUUCUCCGGGAGGAAGUAAGGAUAGUAACUCUCGCCAGAGUGAUAAGUUUUAUGCGUAUACAUAUCGAAUGCAACUUUAUUUACUAUAUAUUUCAUACUUUAUCUGAACAACUGCAAUGCAUUAUAAGAUCUGCUAUUAGAAGCAAAUUAUAUUAUUGUGAAAAUAGCGAUGAAAUGAUUAAUUUAGAGAAAUGGCGCCAAUACUACACAAAUGUAAAAAAAAGCAAAGAGUUAUUUGAUGAAAUUUAUGGUAUACAGAUUUUGAUAAAUUUAGAUCAAAAGAAGCUCAGGACAGUAAAACGGCUAUUAAGAAUAGUUUCAUCGCGACCAAUAAAAGUGAAAACCUUUGGCAGUAUUGACAUCAACAUGACGCUGGUUCCCGCGUGCCUCACCCUCGUCGCGAGCUACACUGUCAUCCUUCUCCAGUUCAACAACGUCGUGUAA